AUGGCCACCAACAUUACAUGGCACCCCUCACUCUCGCGCUCUGAGCGCAACCAGCUGCGCGGCCAGCGUGGUUUCACCCUCUGGCUGACGGGCCUCUCCGCCUCUGGCAAGUCUACAGUAGCUACCGCCCUAGAGCAGCACCUUCUGCACCUGGGAGUUGCCGCUUACCGUCUGGACGGUGAUAAUGUUCGCUUUGGUCUGAACAAGGAUCUUGGGUUCUCUGAGAAAGACCGCAACGAGAACAUCCGUCGCAUUGCUGAGGUUGCCAAACUGUUUGCUGAUUCUUCAACUGUCGCUAUUACCUCCUUUAUCUCGCCCUACCGCGCCGACCGCCAAGUAGCUCGCGAGCUGCAUAGUCAGACGAGCCAGAACAGUGACGACGCCAUUCCAUUCAUCGAGGUAUUUGUCGACGUGCCCCUCGAGGUUGCCGAGCAGCGUGACCCCAAGGGUCUAUACAAGAAGGCUAGGGCGGGAGAGAUCAAGGAUUUCACCGGCAUCUCGGCCCCCUAUGAGGCGCCUGAGAAGCCGGAAAUUGUCAUUAGGACCGACAAAUCGAGUGUCGAGGAGUGCGUGGCACAGAUUGCCGAUUGGCUGAUCAAGGAGGGUCUCAUUACUGCAAGUAAAACAACCUAA
Messenger RNA from Colletotrichum orchidophilum, 633 nucleotides. RefSeq names its product adenylylsulfate kinase. Bases 1 to 633 code for a protein of 210 amino acids. The transcript has 3 exons. NCBI's taxonomy places the organism in Eukaryota, Fungi, Ascomycota, Sordariomycetes, Glomerellales, Glomerellaceae. Gene Ontology annotation, biological process: sulfate assimilation. Gene Ontology annotation, molecular function: ATP binding; adenylylsulfate kinase activity. The record is from RefSeq and is a predicted model, not a curated record.